Messenger RNA from Diprion similis, 1081 nucleotides. Its product is annotated as 15-hydroxyprostaglandin dehydrogenase [NAD(+)]-like. Gene Ontology annotation, cellular component: cytoplasm. Bases 56 to 859 code for a protein of 267 amino acids. Lineage: Eukaryota; Metazoa; Arthropoda; Insecta; Hymenoptera; Diprionidae. The record is from RefSeq and is a predicted model, not a curated record. Gene Ontology annotation, molecular function: oxidoreductase activity, acting on the CH-OH group of donors, NAD or NADP as acceptor. The transcript is spliced from 7 exons.
CGAACCGAACACUAGCAGAAAAGCACCAAGUAAUUCAAUCGCAACAUUGAUCAGUAUGCAAGUAGAAAACAAAACUGCAUUGAUUACCGGAGGAGCAAACGGGAUAGGCUUCGCCUGUGCUACGGAACUUCUACGAAAUGGAGCUGCGCAUGUAGCGAUUCUUGACUUGGCGACAUCCCCAGGCGUAGAAUCGGCUCUUAAAUUAAACGCCGAAUUUGGCGAAGGACGCGGGAUCUUCAUUGUUUGUGAUGUGACAAAAGCCAGGGAGUUCGAAGCUGCGUUCGCCAAAACUACCGAUGAAUUCGGUGGACUUGAUAUCGUGAUCAACAACGCUGGAAUUGUCAACGAAUCGAUGUGGGAAUUGAUGAUCGACGUUAAUCUAAAGGCCGUUGUGAGGGGAACGAUUCUGGGUCUUCAGCACCUAGGAAAGGACAGAGGUGGUAAAGGUGGCGUCAUCGUCAAUAUUGCAUCUGUCGCUGGCUUGGAUCCUUUUGACUGGUUUCCAGUCUACGCCGCAGCCAAACAUGGCGUAGUUGGCUUAAGUCGAUCGUUUGGGGCAACUUACCAUUAUGAAAAAACUGGUGUUCGAGUGAUAGCAAUUUGCCCUUCAUUCACAGAGACGAGAUUUUCAGCUGAUGGUGGUAACGAUUUUGGUCCAUUCGUGGACCGAGGAUUGGUUAUAAACAAACUCAUGCAACAACCACUGCAAAAGCCGGAGGUCGUUGGUAAGGCUUUGGUGGAAAUCGUUCAAAGAGGUGAAAGUGGCAGCGUCUGGAUAUCGGAGAAUAGUGAACCGGUCUGCGAAGUUUUCAUCCCCAAUCGCUUCAGCCUGAUGGCAUCUUCCAAGAUGCGGAAGUAGGUUCACUGUAUCAAGUUAAUUGCUUCUUACUUUCUGUUCAAAUGUUUCCUCGAAAUAAAUUGCAAUUCUUGCGUUACUUUUGUCACGUAACUCUUGUGUGGUUCAAAGCACAACUUCUCUGCUCAUUCAGGGAACAAAGAAAUUGUUCAACUGAGGAGAAAAGAGAGAAGAAAUAAUCCCAAGAUCUGACGAACGAUUUGCGAUUUAUCGUAAUAAUUUUGA